AUGACAUUUCGAAGGUCGUUGCCGGGAUCAUUGUGGCCCUGGAAUCAUGUCAGCAACCGCACGUAUAAAAGUAAACCUCUGUCGUCAGCAAGAUGCUCCCGCUCCUCCAUGUCGUUCUUGCGGUGGCUAUCGGGAGCGAGUGUGCUCCUCAGUUCGCUCCUUGCCACACAUGGCCAGCAUGUGUCAAGCCGGGCAUCGACUGCCAUUGCGCCUCGCGUAUUGAUCCUGAGCAUGUUCGAUGACGAGGGUGGAGCGUGGUACGACAUACCUGAGUUCAAUGUGCUCGCAAAGAACAUCACCAUCCCAGGGCUUUCGCCCCUGUUUCCCCAACUUCAUUGUACCACCAACCAUGACAUUUGCCAGUUGACCACUGGCGAGGGCGAAAGCAACGCUGCAGUCUCGCUGACCGCCCUCACCUACUCGCCCCUGGUCAAUCUUACAACCACAUAUAUCCUGAUUGCUGGCAUUGCAGGAAUCAAUCCCAAGAUCGCCACCGUUGGCUCGGUGACUUUUGCGCGCUAUGCCGUCCAGGUCGGGUUGCAAUACGAAAUUGACCCCAGAGAAGUACCUCCAGGAUGGUCAACGGGCUACUUUCCCCAGGAUUCGACCGCGCCCGGCCAGUUUCCUGGCGUCUUUUAUGGCACGGAAAUAUACGAGCUCAAUGACGCGUUGCGGCAGCGCGCCUUCAACGUGGCCAAAACAGCCAAGCUCAACGACUCCAUGGACGCAUUACCUUUGCGACAACAAUAUGCACAAAAUCCUGAUUUUGUUUCUGGUGGCGGAAGUCCCCCCAAAGUGGCGCUCUGCGACACCGCCACAAGCGACACCUACUGGGACGGCACUUUGUUAGCAGAGGCCUUUGAGAACACGGUCAAGGUCUUCACCAAUGGCUCCGGCCUCUACUGCAGCACACAGCAAGAGGACAACGCGACCCUCCAGGCCCUCCUUCGCGGCGCACUCACCAAGCGCGUCGAUUUCUCCCGCAUCAUUAUUAUGCGCACCGCCUCCGACUUCGACCGGCAAGGGCCGAACCAGACGGCCGUCGACAGUCUGCUCGGGCCCGAGCCCGGCUACGAGCCAUCCAUCCUCAACAUCAAGAUCGCCGGCAUCAAGGUUGUCGACAUGAUCUUGAACGGCUGGAAGGAUGAGUUCGAAUGCGGGAUAACGGCGAAGAACUACGUUGGCGAUGUAUUUGAUUCGCUCGGGGGAAAGUUGAAGCCUGAUUUUAUACCGAAACCGUCGUCGAAAAAGCUACGUCGCCAGCUGCGCAGAAAUGUAUGA
Molecule: messenger RNA, 1281 nt
Organism: Mycena indigotica
Lineage: Eukaryota; Fungi; Basidiomycota; Agaricomycetes; Agaricales; Mycenaceae
Product: Purine nucleoside permease protein
Exons: 2
Coding region: 1-1281 (426 amino acids)
Biological process (GO): nucleoside metabolic process; transmembrane transport
Cellular component (GO): endoplasmic reticulum
Molecular function (GO): catalytic activity
Source: RefSeq, a predicted model, not a curated record